UCUGACUCUCUUCUUUUUGUUUUCCGAUGAUCCUGAUAUGUUUGCGUUCGUUCGGAUUCAUAGAGCUGAAGAAACGAGCCAGAUGCAGCUCGUUGAGCGUGAAGAAAUUGAUGAAGACGAAGAUCUAUUUGAGAUGAUUGACAAAUUGGUCGCUCAAGGUAUAAACGCUGGAGAUGUGAAAAAGCUACAAGAUGCUGGGAUCCAUACCUGCAAUGGUCUCAUGAUGCAUACCAAGAAGAACCUCACUGGAAUCAAAGGUUUAUCAGAGGCUAAAGUUGACAAAAUCUGUGAAGCUGCUGAGAAAAUUGUGAACUUUGGAUAUAUGACUGGAAGUGAUGCUCUUCUAAAGAGGAAAUCAGUUGUAAAAAUCACUACAGGGUGCCAAGCUCUCGAUGAUCUCUUAGGAGGUGGAAUUGAAACCUCAGCCAUCACAGAGGCUUUUGGCGAAUUUAGGUGUGGGAAAACUCAAUUAGCACAUACCCUUUGUGUCACUACGCAGCUACCAACAAACAUGAAAGGGGGAAAUGGAAAAGUGGCUUACAUUGACACCGAGGGAACCUUCCGUCCUGAUAGGAUUGUCCCAAUUGCUGAAAGAUUUGGAAUGGAUCCAGGAGCUGUGCUUGACAAUAUCAUUUAUGCUCGUGCUUAUACCUAUGAGCAUCAAUACAACUUGCUUCUUGGCCUUGCAGCAAAAAUGUCUGAGGAACCAUUUAGGAUUCUUAUUGUUGACUCCAUCAUUGCUUUAUUCCGAGUGGAUUUCACUGGAAGAGGAGAACUCGCAGACCGCCAGCAAAAACUAGCUCAGAUGCUUUCCAGGCUAAUCAAAAUCGCAGAGGAGUUUAAUGUUGCUGUCUACAUGACUAACCAAGUCAUAGCUGACCCAGGUGGUGGAAUGUUCAUAUCAGACCCAAAAAAGCCAGCAGGUGGUCAUGUCCUAGCUCAUGCAGCCACCAUCAGGCUCUUGUUCAGGAAAGGCAAAGGCGAUACACGUGUCUGCAAAGUCUACGAUGCUCCGAAUCUCGCUGAAGCUGAAGCCAUAUCCUUUAACCAAAUCCACACACACACACUUGUUUUGAUUUGAUUAUUCAUUCAUAAUACAAUGACUUCAUUUUU
This is a messenger RNA of Arabidopsis arenosa, 1113 nucleotides long. Lineage: Eukaryota; Viridiplantae; Streptophyta; Magnoliopsida; Brassicales; Brassicaceae. The record is from the annotation of a GenBank genome assembly.